AUUUUCUCUUCUCACUUAAUAUUUCCUGUCGAAGUUCAUAAACUGUCCGUACUGGCAUUGCUGCGUGUGUAUCGUUAUUUUCUGAAGAGAAAAAUGCCUUCGAGUUGAUGCUCACGUACUCGUGGUCACAUUUAUUGGAUUUAGUCAUCUUAACGUAUAUAUAACGUAGAACUGAGUUACCGUUUCAUUUUAAUAUUUCCAUUGUGAACGUUGUUACCUGAGCAUCAUAACGUGUUAACUCGAAUUACCGUUGUAUUUUAUCGCUAUUUCAACAAACUUAAUUUAAAAAUUUACUUUUAUUUUAUAUUAAACAAUUUACCGAGUUUUUUUAUCAUAUAAAUAAUCAUGAGGGAAAUUAUUCACUUACAAGCCGGUCAAUGUGGGAACCAAAUCGGUUCGAAGUUUUGGGAGGUAAUCUCUGAUGAACAUGGCAUUGAUCCAACUGGACACUACAACGGUACAAGCGAUUUGCAGUUGCAGCGUAUCGAUGUUUAUUACAAUGAAGCUAACAAUCACAAAUACGUCCCACGAGCAAUCUUGGUGGAUUUGGAGCCAGGAACUAUGGACUCGAUCCGCAGCGGACCUACUGGUCAAAUGUUCCGUCCAGAUAAUUUUGUAUUUGGUCAAAGCGGCGCAGGCAACAACUGGGCCAAAGGACACUACACCGAAGGCGCAGAGCUCGUUGACGCGGUACUUGAAGUCGUGAGACGAGAGUCUGAGGGCUGUGAUUGCCUCCAGGGUUUCCAGCUGACUCACUCACUGGGAGGUGGUACCGGCUCGGGAAUGGGAACUCUGCUGAUUUCUAAAAUUCGUGAGGAAUAUCCAGACCGAAUUAUGGCUUCUUUCAGUGUAUUUCCUUCACCUAAAGUUUCUGAUACUGUUGUCGAGCCUUACAAUGCUACUUUAUCAGUUCAUCAGCUGGUUGAGAAUACCGACGAGACUUUCUGUAUAGACAACGAAGCGCUCUAUGAUAUUUGCUUUAGAACGCUUAAGCUCUCUUCACCUACUUAUGGGGAUUUGAACCACUUAGUUUCGAUGACAAUGUCUGGAGUAACAACUUGCUUGAGAUUCCCCGGACAAUUGAAUGCAGAUCUUCGCAAACUAGCUGUGAACAUGGUACCUUUCCCACGGCUUCACUUCUUCAUGCCUGGAUUUGCUCCACUUACUGCCCGCGGAAGUCAGCAAUAUCGUGCUGUAUCAGUUUCUGAGCUUACACAACAGAUGUUUGACUCAAAGAACAUGAUGACGGCCUGUGACCCAAGACACGGACGUUACCUGACAGUAGCAGCUAUUUUCCGUGGUCAAUUGUCGAUGAGGGAAGUUGACGAACAUAUGCUCAGCGUACAGAAUAAAAAUUCAAGCUACUUUGUUGAAUGGAUUCCCAACAAUGUCAAGGUCGCUGUUUGCGACAUUCCACCUCGUGGUCUCAAAAUGUCCGCGACUUUCAUUGGUAACACGACCGCUAUUCAAGAAAUUUUCAAACGGAUCAGCGAACAAUUCACCGCGAUGUUUAGACGCAAGGCUUUCCUUCACUGGUACACUGGCGAAGGUAUGGAUGAAAUGGAGUUCACUGAGGCUGAAUCUAAUAUGAAUGACUUGGUUUCGGAGUACCAACAAUAUCAGGAAGCGACCGCUGAGGAUGAGGAAUGUUAUGAAGACGAAGAAACUGCUGAAGAACUGGAAGCUUAAUUUUCAACCAGUCUCGAAUCUAAUAUUAAAAUUUCAAACUAUUAAUCAAAUCACAAGUAUUUUUAGUUAUAAAUAAGAUAUAACAAUAUAACUGUUAUAUAU
Messenger RNA from Cotesia glomerata, 1791 nucleotides. Its product is annotated as tubulin beta chain-like. Lineage: Eukaryota; Metazoa; Arthropoda; Insecta; Hymenoptera; Braconidae. The record is from RefSeq and is a predicted model, not a curated record. Gene Ontology annotation, molecular function: GTPase activity; structural constituent of cytoskeleton; GTP binding. Bases 346 to 1689 code for a protein of 447 amino acids. Gene Ontology annotation, cellular component: microtubule; cytoplasm. The transcript has 8 exons. Gene Ontology annotation, biological process: mitotic cell cycle; microtubule cytoskeleton organization.